UCUCUAUUCUCAUUUCAUGCAUCUUCUGUGUAUGCCUUAAUUUCCACAUCUUUCUCUUUCUCUCUCUUUCUUUCUUUAUUUUUCUUCCCCACAUUGCUCCAUACUCUUCUCUCUCUUCCCUUUUAUAUCUUCUUUUCUUCUUCUUUCAUUAACAUAUUUUCAUCAUCUCUAUUUAUUCUCUUCUUUUAUGGUUAUGGCAGUUCAAGCACAAUACCCUUCUAACGUUCUCCUCUUAAACAGAAAUGUACAAGAUACCAAUGAUUUUUCUUUACAAAAUCAACAUGGUGGAGGUGUAACUGCUGGAUUUAUAGAACCAUCUCAUACCCUUUUUAAUAAUCAUGGAGUAGUGGGACUUAAUCCAAGGAAAAGAAGCAGAGAAGUUGGAGCAGCAACAACAACUACAACAGUUGAUUCAUUCAAUUUUUCUUUACAAAAUCAACAACAAAAUCAAAAUCAAAGUCAUCAGUUUAUUGAUCUUACUCAGCUUCAAAAUCAUCAACAAUCAAAUGUUGUAUCAACUGGUCUCAGAUUAUCAUUUGAUGAACAAAAUCAUCAACUUCAACAACAACAACAAAUUCAGCAACAGCCCAAUAAUACAAUUCUAUCUCCUUUAUCUGAAGAAUUCUCUCUCCAAUUCAAACAACAGAGUGAUGAAAUCACCUAUUUUCUCCAUACCCAGGGGGAACAUUUAAGGCGCACGUUAGCAGACAAACGGCAGAGGUACUAUCGUGCGCUUGUAGGCGCAGCUGAGGAAACUGUAGCACGGCGGAUGAAGGAAAAAGAAGCAGAGAUAGAAAAGGCAGCAAGACGAAUCGCAGAGUUGGAGGCCCGAGCGGCCCAAUUAACAUUGGAGGCCCAGUCAUGGCAGGUCAAAGCCCGGGCCCAAGAAGCCCAAGCUGCGAACCUUCAAGCCCAACUACAGCAAGCAAUGGUAGGGCCCACAAACGUCAAUGGAGGAGAUAAGGAAGGAAGUGGAGUUGGGUGUAAUGGUGAUGCAGAGGAUGCCGAGUCAGCUUACGUUGACCCAGUGAGUGACCGGCGAGUCCCAUCACCGAGUUGCAAGAUGUGUCGGACACGUGUCGCUACGGUGGUGCUUUUGCCUUGUCGGCAUUUAUGCGUGUGUAGAGAGUGUGACGACGUCGUUCAAGCAUGCCCACUUUGCUUAUCUAUGAGAACUGCCAGUAUUGAGGUUUACCUUGCUUAAGUAGACCCACUUGGCCCAUUAACGGAAUCCAGGCCCAUAAACUGAAACCCAAUAGAAAAAAAGGACCUUUUGAAAAGAAAAGAGAUAAUGAGAAAAAAUGGUACUUAAUUAUAAAAUUAAUAAACCAAUUUUAUAAUUAAUCCUUUUGGUUUAUAAUCCAACCCCAAUAACAGCAAGAACUAAUUAAUUUUUUAGAAAUAUGAUUUUAAUAUGUGGGGUGGUGAUGCUGUACAUGGCCAAUGGAUGGCAAUUUAUUUUUGGCUUUUUGAAAUUCAAUUUAAUACAUAAAAAAUUCUUUUAUUUCAUAAUUAAUUAUUUGCAUGAAUUUUGACAGAUUUUGUAUUAAAUAAUUUUAGUGAACGUUCUAGACAUGCUCGUAUUGAGAAUAAAUAUUUACACAAAAAUUGAGGGGGCCUAAUUUCUCAAUUUCUUUUUUACUAGAUUUUAGAACCACUUAGGUCUUAUUUGAAAUGGAGGAAAAAAAAAAAGAAAAGAAUUUGGAGGGAUUGAAAUCUUUUUAUUUGGAUAGAAAAACGGGAGGAAGAGAAUUUAAAGGGAAUAACUCCUUUCAUUUUGUUAACAAUUGAAUCUCUUUAUAAGAAAAAAAAUUUGAAAGUAAAAUGAAAUUUCUUUGUUUCCCUUUCUCUUUCCUAUCUAUACAUAUAACGUAGUUUUUUGCCUCUCUUUUUCUCCCCUUCCUUUCCUUUUCUUUCUCUUUUCUUUUUUUUUUUCUUUUCUCUUUUAAUUUGCUAUUCAUAAAUAGGUGUUAGUUAUCUUUGACAAAAAAAAUAAUUUUAUUUUUCUAAUAACUAUAUUUUUUUAGUUUACUUUUUAUCUAUUUUCUAAAAAUUUACACCCAUAACAGGCGUGACCUUAGAAUUAGACCUUAAAUUGGAGUAAUGCGAACACAUGAAAAAUGAAUGCAAAUUCUACUCAUUGAAAUGAAUAGUGCAUUUUUUAACCAAACAACUACAACUUAAUAAAUACGAUUUUUCCAGUAAUUAUGCGCAUGCAAUUUACUUGCAUUAGUCAUUCCAUAAUUGUUUAGUUAAUUCAUAUUGUACUAGUUGUUUUUGAUAAUUAUUUCAAUUUGAUGUUACAUAUAUGAUCAAAUUCAAUAAAAGAAAAAUCAAUACAAAUCUUCAAUUAUUUAA
Messenger RNA from Amaranthus tricolor (Joseph's coat), 2358 nucleotides. RefSeq names its product BOI-related E3 ubiquitin-protein ligase 1-like. NCBI's taxonomy places the organism in Eukaryota, Viridiplantae, Streptophyta, Magnoliopsida, Caryophyllales, Amaranthaceae. The record is from RefSeq and is a predicted model, not a curated record. Gene Ontology annotation, molecular function: ubiquitin-protein transferase activity. The coding region runs from base 188 to 1204 and encodes 338 amino acids. The transcript is spliced from 4 exons.